This is a messenger RNA of Ilyonectria robusta, 840 nucleotides long. RefSeq lists its product as uncharacterized. Lineage: Eukaryota; Fungi; Ascomycota; Sordariomycetes; Hypocreales; Nectriaceae. The record is from RefSeq and is a predicted model, not a curated record. The transcript has 3 exons. Bases 1 to 840 code for a protein of 279 amino acids.
AUGCAAGAGUGUCACCUACGCUGCUGGCGAUGGUUCCACCCCAACUGCAAGCUGUAUGGUCACGGCCUCUUUUCCCAGACUGCCAUCGCGGGCGUGCACCACGCCUUCUUCACUGACCCUCCUACGGAAGAGCCCAAGGUUUCUGAGACCAAGUUGUGCUCUACGGAAUGUCCUGCUGCUCAUGGUCAGCUCUUCGUUAGCGCCACUGGCGAGAACUUCCAAAUGUCCCGCGACAGGCGUCACGGCACUACCUACCUCAAGAUUGAUCGCCAGCUUUCCUUUGAGGCCUGCAUGAGCUCCUGUGCUGCUAUGCCCGCUUGCCACAGCGCUGAGUAUGAGCCACGCACUAAGAAAUGUUUCUACGGCAACAACCACAACCAACCCGCCAUCGACGCGAAGGCCUUCCUCUCCGCUCACUCUCUCGGAUGCGCCGGUGCUUGCUCCAGCUGCAAGAAGGGCUGUGACCAACUGAACUCGGCUGCCCUGUCCGCUGAUGUCGCUGGCUGCGAGGCCGAUCACGGAAAGCUCAUCACUUCUGGUGGCGAGGACUUCCGCCUCCAGUGCAAACACUGCUACCGCAGCACCGCCUACUUCAAGCUGGAGGCCAAGACCAUGGCUGAGUGUGCCAAGGCUUGUGCCGAGAACCCCAACUGCCAUGGUGUCAACUGGAUGGGUCCUGUGACUGGCUGUAGCGCUCACCCUGCUACCCAGCCUGGCGGAGCUGCCCCUGUCUUCUACCGAGAUGCUCGCUGUGAUGCCCUGAUGCCUCAGGGCCGCAGCUUGCCUCACUAUGAUACCAUUGGCGCGGACAGCCCCGAGAUUACCGCUCGUGACUGGUAA